Molecule: messenger RNA, 1221 nt
Organism: Orussus abietinus
Lineage: Eukaryota; Metazoa; Arthropoda; Insecta; Hymenoptera; Orussidae
Exons: 4
Coding region: 216-1196 (326 amino acids)
Source: RefSeq, a predicted model, not a curated record
CAUCGGGAACGACACCCAGGGUGGGAAUCACACUUUGCGGAUCAACAAGAUGUCAAGGUCGACUUCCGGAACUCCCUCCAUGUCGCAGGACGCGUUUCGUUCCGCGAGGGCCCAAUCGAGGCCUCUUCUUCGACUAUAAGAGUUUGCGGGUCCUCCAGGUGGAGUGACUUGCGACAAUCCGCCUUGCGUUGCCAUACUUAGAAACGACAACCAGGAUGUUUCCGUCAUUCGGAGGGAAAUGUCUCCUGCUGUUGCUGAUUCAGCAUUGUCUCUGCGAUCGGGAGGGCCCAGCGGAUGGCAGACCUUUGGAAUCCGGUGUCUCGAUAUCGGACGUAACCGAAAGAAAAACCGGAGCCGAAUACGUGGCCUUAAAAGGAGGCGAAGCCGGAAAGCAAGGUAACUCGGGAUUCGAAAAGGCCGAAUCCGAAUCUCACGGCGAGAAAAAGGACGCGGCUCGAUACGACGAUAAGGAGAAAUCUGAAAAGAGCAUCCGGACCGACAAGCAAACGGCAGCGCACGGACAGUCGGCCGACCAAGGGAGCAACUCGUACGAAAGUCACGGACAGGGCCAGUACAAAAAGGGUUACCAUAAAAGCGGGUUCAGCAACAACUAUCACAAGGACGAGUCUGAAAACAAAGUCAGCUUUUACGACGACAGCGAAGACGAGAAGGGCCAUCGUGGGCACGAUAACAGAGCCGGCUAUUACGGCCAUAGGGCCCAGGACGAUUUCAGGGACGAUAGGCAUGAUAGCGCCUUUAUCGCGAGAGAUAAGGCCCGACAUGCGCUCCGCGACAACGGCGCUGGGUACUCUGACCAUCGGGGCCGUCAAGGGGUAUACGACGACAAUAGAUAUUAUGACCACCGGAGAAGUAACCUGCGCGAUGGAGUUGGCAGGUUUUACGACAGGAACGGCAACGAGAUUUAUUAUUAUCGGCAGGAAAAUCCUUACCGUCACUACGCUUAUGCACCUGCCUCGCAUGGGGUUGGGUCCUAUUAUCCCCGGAUACCACCUCGCAGGUAUCACUAUGACCACCAGGCACCACGUGGCAGAUAUUACCCUAAUCGGAGGUAUUAUCCCGGAGGAGAGAUUCUAUACCCGGAAAGGCACCAUGGAAAAGGAUACGGAGAUUACUACGAAAGGAGCUACGGAACCGGAUACAAGAAGACUUACUUGCAACCAGAUACCAUAUAUUGACGUCAUUAUUGAAAUUACGUUUAUA